UUAUAGGAUUUUGCUGUAGUGGAAGCGAGAUACUAAAAAACACGGAGUAUUGGAGGGUUAACGUUUAGUCUCUUGGUACUGUUAUUUAUUCUUCACGAUUUUUUUUUCUCACAGUAAUCAGUAAUCAGUAGCAUAGUGUUUUUCUAUAUUAUUAUAGUACUAAACUAUUGAUGAAUAAAUGAACUUAAAUAGUUCUAAAAUAAAUUUAAUUAAAAGAAUUGAGUUUCAAGUAUUCGUUGUCGUUAAACAAUAUGGAAAUUUCAUGUUAUUCCCGUUCCCAAAAGCAUCGAGUAAUUUAUAAAUGGGAAAUUGAUGAAAUAAUACCAUUUAUCGAGUUUACUGAAGACGAUGAAGAGACGACAAUGCUUAUCUCAUCUAACUUUACCACAAAUGGCAGGACAAAAAAUUCAUGGAAUUUGCAACUAUCAAGAAACGAAAAUAUUAAAGGGGAAGGAAAGAAUCAGAUAAAUCAUAAGGAGUGGAUGUCACUAUAUUUGCAUCUAAAUAAUGGGAAAGGAAAAGUAAGAGCAAGCAGUUCUAUAUUUCUUUCAGACAAGAAAAACGAAAGGAAAUUUAUUACUACUUUCUAUAAAACAUACGAAUCCACUGGCGGUUGGGGAAUUGAAAAAUUUCUUUACAUAAAACAGUUACUGGCAAACAAAGAUGAUUUUUUACCAAAUAAUACCUUAACUGUAGGUAUUGAACUAACGGUUUACGAAGAUUAUCAAACAUUUCCUACUAAACUCCUGUUGGAAUCACCACAGCGUAAAGUAACUGAUGACCUUAAAGAACUCUAUGACAGUAAGGUAAACAGUGACGUUAUUUUCAUUGUGGGUGAUGAAAAAUUUAAAGCUCACAAGAUCAUACUGUCAGCUCGCAGUCCUGUUUUCUUUGCGAUGUUCACCCAUGAUAUGAAGGAAAAGAGAGACAACGAAGUUGCAAUACCUGAUAUAAAACCUGAAAUUUUCAAUAAAAUGUUGAAGUUUAUAUAUACCGACGAAAUAGAUAAUUUGAAUGCGGAUGCUGCGUAUUUAUUAGAAGCUGCAGAUAAAUAUCAAUUGCUAAAUCUGAAAAGUUUAUGCGAAGAAUCGUUAUCUAAGUCGGCCAGUAUUGAUAAUGCAAUUAAACUGAUGAUUUUAGCAGAUCUGCAUAAUGCUAAUCAAUUACUGGAGUUUAUUUUUGAAUUUAUGAUAAAAAAUAUCGAAGAUGUCAUUGAAACUCCAGAGUAUAAAGUAUUGGAAGAAACUAAACCACUCCUAUUUUCGAAAUUAAUAAAAAUAUUAUUCACUUCAAUAAAGAUUAACGCUCCAACAGAUAAAAAAUAAUUGGGAUAUUGUACACAAAGUACUCAGUCAAUUAGAGAACUGCAUAAGUCGAAUAUUUACUUAAAAUAUUUGGAUUGUUUGAUUUAAAAACGGUUCAUACUUAUUUUGUCAAUAAUAAUAAUGUUAUGUUUAUAAAUUAAGAUUUAAAUACAUUAGAUAGUUGCUGUAUCUAAGUAUACUAUAGUUAAAUUACAAAU
This is a messenger RNA of Microplitis mediator, 1522 nucleotides long. RefSeq names its product speckle-type POZ protein B-like. The record is from RefSeq and is a predicted model, not a curated record. Lineage: Eukaryota; Metazoa; Arthropoda; Insecta; Hymenoptera; Braconidae. Gene Ontology annotation, cellular component: cytoplasm. Gene Ontology annotation, biological process: proteasome-mediated ubiquitin-dependent protein catabolic process; regulation of proteolysis. The transcript is spliced from 2 exons. The coding region runs from base 252 to 1325 and encodes 357 amino acids. Gene Ontology annotation, molecular function: ubiquitin protein ligase binding.